Molecule: messenger RNA, 3309 nt
Organism: Pantherophis guttatus
Lineage: Eukaryota; Metazoa; Chordata; Lepidosauria; Squamata; Colubridae
Gene: SLC39A13
Product: solute carrier family 39 member 13
Biological process (GO): zinc ion transmembrane transport; intracellular zinc ion homeostasis
Cellular component (GO): membrane
Molecular function (GO): zinc ion transmembrane transporter activity
Source: RefSeq, a predicted model, not a curated record
CGGGAGAGUCCAGAGCAGAGGCGCGCUGGAUGGCAGGGGCAAUCUGGAGCUCCCGGGUGUCAGACGGGAUUAUCCAGCCAGGCUGAUUCCACAGAGCCACGAUGGGGGAAAGGUUGCUCCUCUGUGGAAUUCUCUUUUUCCUGUUGCUUAAUGUUGUCUGUCAGGCCCAGGAUCUUCCACUGAGCCAGGCAACCCCAGGGACGAGCUCCUUAUGUGAAAAAGAUGGUGGGUCCUGGGGAGCUGUAUUCAGUGAAGAACGCCUGGAUGCCUGGAUCUGUUCUCUGAUUGGUUCUCUUAUGGUUGGGUUGAGUGGGGUUCUUCCUCUACUGUUCGUUCCUUUCGAGGUGGGAGCAGCAUUGAAAUCAGAAGAGGGAUCGCAUCGAAUGAAGCAGCUGCUGAGCUUUGCUGUCGGUGGACUUCUGGGUAAUGUGUUUCUCCACCUCCUUCCGGAAGCCUGGUCCUACACUUGUAGUGCUGCUGCAGGAGAAGGGCAGAGCUUCCAACAGCAGAAGCUUCUGGGGCUCUGGGUGAUCAUUGGCUUACUGACCUUCCUGAGUGUGCAGAAGAUGUUCCCAGAUAGUGAAAAACAAGGAAGCACCAACUUGAUCAAUAAUUGCAAACCAGUUACUGAAAGGACCCUGAAUGGCGGCAGUUUAUCUAUGCAAGAUGUAAACACUCCAGUCCAAAGAAAGAAGUCCAGCCCUGCUCAUUGUAAUGGGUCUUCUCAUUUACUCUCAUCAUCAACUCAGAAAAUCAAGAUGAGUGGAUAUCUCAAUCUCUUGGCUAAUACAAUAGAUAAUUUCACACAUGGCUUGGCAGUGGCAGCUAGCUUCCUGGUUAGCAGAAAGGUUGGACUCCUUACAACCCUGGCAAUUCUUCUACAUGAAAUACCCCACGAGGUGGGUGAUUUUGUCAUUCUCCUCCGGGCUGGAUUUGAUCGCUGGAGUGCAGCCAAGCUACAACUCUCUACAGCCCUUGGGGGCAUCCUGGGUGCUUGCUUUGCCAUCUGUACUCAGUCACCAAAAGGGACAGGGGAAACCAUCGCUUGGAUUCUCCCUUUCACCUCUGGAGGAUUCCUGUACAUUGCUUUGGUAAAUGUGGUGCCUGAUCUCUUAGAAGAGAAGAAUGUUUGGAACUCCGUGCAACAAGUCCUCUGCCUUUGCGCCGGCAUCGUUGUCAUGGUGCUUUUCUCCUUCACUACCGAAUGAGGGGCUCCGGCUUCUUUUCUGCUGUUUCACAAAGCUGCCUCCCUCUGAAGUGUUACAAAGGAGUCAGGGACACCCAGGAAUCUUUCUUCCUCGUGUGCCUGCGGAUCUGACUGCUGCUCAGGGAUGGUGAACAAAGGAAGCGCCUUUUCUUCUUUUUCUUCUUAAACGGCACAAAGCUAGACAUCCAAAAAUUUUGAGAAAAGAUGAGAGGUUUUUUUUUUUUUUAGAAGUGUCAGAGUCUCUUUUUUAAAUAAUAAUAAUAAUUUAAAGGAAAAAAAAAACAGCAGUUGAAGGGAAGGGCCUCUUUUAGUGGGACUGAUGGUGGUGUGCCUGUUGGACCAGUCUCUGUGCUGGGAUCGCUUGGACAAAACUCCAGAGUGAAACAGAAAGCAAGAUUGCAGCCCUGCAUUGCAUGCAGGCAAUAUAUAUAUAUAUGUAUGUAUUUUUUUUUCUCUCCUGGGCUCAAGUACCUCACCAGCAGCAAAAUACUUGGUUGUUAUUUGACAUAUGUUGGAAUCUCCCCAUUUAGCUCAGUAUAUCUGGACUGGCAGAUACUUCAUUGUUUCAGCUAGAGAGCUUUUCCAGUUCUUUCCUCUCUGAAAUCCUUUUAAAAAUGGAGACAGGAGGGACUGAAGCGUGUUUCCUGCUACUUUGAGGUCGUCCCUUCCUAUAAAAGCGUCUUUGCACUUUUUCUGAGAUAGACAAUCUCAUUCCCUCUACCCGUAUGGAAUUCCAGCUUCCAUUUAUCCCAGCCAGUAUGGCCAUUAGCAAGGGACUUGGUUUGGCGAUCCAAAACAUCUGAAGGGGUAUCCAGGUUUCCUAACCUGGUUCUAGAAUUGAUGAUUUCUUACUUCUAAAGGUGGGUAACUGAAAAUCUGACUGGAUUCAGCUGAGCCUUUCUUAGGCUUCUUCAACACAUUUUUAUUAUGAAAUCAGGAAUUACAUUGGAAAUGCCUACACGGAUUAUUUAAUAAUCCUAUUUCUAGCUAUCACUUUUUCUCACAACUAGAACAUCAACAGUAACUGGGAACGUUGGAACUCAACUCCAAAAACCUCUCAGGCCCCACAACUAGAAGAUAUAACCUAAGAAGGCCAACAAUAUCCUUCUUCCAAAUGUAGCACUCCGUGAAAAAGGUUUUAAUUUAUUCUGGCCGUUAGGUAGCUUAAAAGCAGCAGGAUUAGUCUUGUUCUACAGCUUUUUGGCUGCAGCUUCCUUUUUGACUCAUGUGGUAACUAUUUAAAAGGUAAGACAAACCUACAUUCUCCUACCGUGGAUAAGAAAGUACUUGAUAAGAAACACACAUGGGCAGCAUAGAGAGAAAUGCAAUAGUUGUAGCAGCCUUAAAUAUACAUAGAUAACAGCUCUAUUUUCUUUCCUUUGUUGUUACUGUGGUGGCUCGCUGAAAGAUGUUCACCUAUUUUGAUCAAUUCCUCCAUAAAGCAACACUAGAUGCAGGUAAUCUGUUUUAUUGACUCUCAUAAUGAAACACCCUCUCUUUAUGAAUCUGUCUGUCUGAAGAGUUGGUCUCUUCCAAAGUUGCUUUCAGUUGUUCCCAGUACAGAGUGCCAAAAGGGCACCUUUCCCUACUCAUCCCUUGUGUGUUUUAUUCCUUUUUUAUGCACCCUAGCUAAUAUUUUCCAAGAAUACUUGUUGCCCUUUACAUUCCGACCAGCAUUAUUAAGAGCCUCUAGUAGUGCACUCCCGGAAUGAGAGAGUACAUAGAAGAUCAUGCUAUUGGAAUCAGGGUUAAGUCUGGUGUAGGCUGCAAGCUGCAGCAGGAAUUUUCUGCUCACUGUUUAGGAAUGCAAAGUGGGUGACAUUGACUCAUUAAUCUCUGAGCUGUUAUUGUUGGCUUGCAGCCCAGGCUGCCUGGAGUGAAUUUGCAGAUACUGGGGAGCAUUGCGUGAAGUGGCCAUGCAGAGUCCAAAGGAAGAAGUUUCUACUGGAUUUGGAACUGGCUCACAAUGCUACAGACAAGCACGAUGGUUAAUAUUUCUGCAAUACUUAUCACUUUGGGCAUUAUUUAAUACUAGCUUUUGUGCAUUCACCUUCUUCGGUUUCACAUGGAGGCAAUAAGAGAUUAAAUUUUAAAAAUCUGAA